GGUGCCUCAACACUUUUAACCUUUCACACUAGACUUUCUAAUUCUUUAAUCUUGAGGCCAUGUCUCUGAGCAAUAACAUUACAGCUUUCUUGAAUUUUGUGGCAUUCAUGUGCUCCAUCCCUAUAAUCGCAGCGGGUACGUGGCUGGCCUCGAAGCCCGACAACGAGUGUAUCCACUGGCUCCGGUGGCCGGUUGUCUUCAUGGGUCUCGCCGUUAUGCUUGUCUCCUUAGCUGGCUUCGUCGGUGCUUAUUGGAAAAAAGAAGGACUAUUGGGUAUCUAUUUGGUCUGUAUGGCCAUUCUCAUCAUCCUCCUGCUCGUGCUCCUCGUUCUUGCUUUUGUUGUCACGCGCCCCAACGGCGCGUAUACCGUCCCCGGUAGGGGUUAUAGUGAGUACAGGCUUGCAGGUUUCUCGUCCUGGCUGAGGAAUCAUAUUACCGAUGCUGAUAGUUGGGGGAACAUAAGGGCGUGUUUGGCUGUUUCUGAUAUUUGUCCUAAGCUUAAUAGUGAGUUUAUUACUGCUGAUCACUUCUUCGCCGCUCAUCUAUCACCUAUCCAGUCAGGAUGUUGUAAACCUCCAACAAUUUGUGGUUACCAGUAUGUGAACCCGACCGUGUGGAAUAAUCCAACAAACACAAUAGCAGAUGCAGAUUGCUCCAUCUGGAACAAUAACCCAAAUCAGUUGUGCUACAACUGUGAUGCGUGCAAAGCUGGUUUGUUGGGUAAUCUCAGAAAAGAAUGGAGGAAAGCAAAUCUCAUUCUCAUCAUAACUGUGGUACUUCUUAUUUGGGUAUAUCUCAUUGCUUGCAGUGCUUACAGAAAUGCCCAAACCGAACAACUUUUCCAACGCUACAAACAGGGUUGGGCUUGAUUUCUAUUCAUCCCCCUUUUCAGUUCUCAAAACGGUAGUAGUGAUGCAGUUGGUGCUACUUUUUAUAUUUCAUUUGCACAUAUUCUUUUUAGUUUGUACUAUCUUGUCUUAAUUAAGUCAUAUGUGGCAUUGUGGAAAA
This is a messenger RNA of Solanum dulcamara, 1008 nucleotides long. RefSeq names its product tetraspanin-2. NCBI's taxonomy places the organism in Eukaryota, Viridiplantae, Streptophyta, Magnoliopsida, Solanales, Solanaceae. Gene Ontology annotation, biological process: auxin-activated signaling pathway. Gene Ontology annotation, cellular component: plasma membrane; plasmodesma. The record is from RefSeq and is a predicted model, not a curated record. The transcript is spliced from 2 exons. Bases 60 to 869 code for a protein of 269 amino acids.